Messenger RNA from Parnassius mnemosyne (clouded apollo), 1281 nucleotides. Lineage: Eukaryota; Metazoa; Arthropoda; Insecta; Lepidoptera; Papilionidae. The record is from the annotation of a GenBank genome assembly.
AUGAGUGCGAUCACGCUCGAAUUUCUUCAAGAUCUCCUCAAGGAGGAUUAUCCCGAUGUCGUCAUUCAGGAAUUUCAGGGUGCACCGGGAACAAAGCGAGGAGACAAUUACACUUCCAUGGUUUAUAGAAUAUCCCUAAAAGGAAUAAGAAAAAAAGAUGCAGAAUCCACUGAAGAGCCUUGGGAGAGUUCUAUAAUAUACAAAUGCCUGCCUGAAAGCGUUAUGCGAAGGGAGGCAUUCAAAAGUGACGAACUUUUUUGCAAUGAAGUCGCAUUCUACACUAAGAUCUGGCCAACCUUGAUCAAGUUUCAGUCCCAGUGGGAAAAGGUGGCGAACCCUUUCAAAUGUAUACCUAAAUGUUAUCUCGCUCAAAAUGAUCUGGUGAUUUUAAAAGAUUUAAAGCAAAUGGGUUUCGUGAUGCCAGACAGAAGACAAGGGUUAACCAUCGAGCAAAGCUAUUUCGUUUUAAAACAUUUGUCACAUUUCCAUGCGUUGUCAUUAGCGAUGAAAUAUCACAAUCAGGAGGAGUUUUACGAAUUACUGAAUAUACAGGAUGGUAUAUCUGAAGUAUUUUUUGUUCCGGAAAACGAAGAUUACUUCAAGAGCUACUAUACUGAGGCGACACAAAACGCCAUUGCGAUGGUCGAGGAAGAACUUCGGGACUCGGAAAAGAAAGACCUGUACUUGAAGAAGUUCCGAGAAUUCUGCAGCGAGGAUACGUUUUUCCAGACCAUGGUGGAGCAGGUGGCACCGAAGGAGCCCCUUGCGGUUAUAUGCCAUGGAGACUGUUGGACCAAUAAUUUCCUGUUUCGAUACAUUGAUGGGGAUAUAGCAGAGAUGUACAUAGUAGACUUCCAGUUGGCGCGUUACGCGUCACCCACACUAGACCUCGUGUACCUCAUGUACCUGUGUCUAGACAGAGAGCAGAGAACUAGCCACCUAGCUUCCUUGCUUGAGUACUAUGCGGAUGAACUGCAUAGGAGGCUGGUGGAGAUGAGUGAGGACGACUCCGUGUUCCAUAGCAAGCUCAACAGGGAUACUUUGUACGAAAUGCUAAUGGAGGAGUUCAAACGCAGUAGUCGUUUUGGACUUGGCAUUGCUUUGGACAUGUACCCCAUAAUGACCUGCGACAGUGACGAGGCUCCCAAUCUUUAUCAAUCGGAGGAUACUGAGACAAACCCAUCACAUGACUGUAUCAAGCCGGUGUGGACGUCAAACACUGCGUGCAGAAGGAAAAUGACGGAUCUAAUUCAAGAACUGGUAGACGGAGGAAUGUUAUGA